AUGACUGAUCACACACAAGGGUCGUGCGAGGCGUGGGCAAGCCCCGAUCAUGUCGAAUGGCAGAUGAUAAGAGGUAUAGUGCCUCCAGACAGUGCGUCUGCAACGAUGUGCCGCAAAGUGGUCGUGGGGGAGUUCUCAGACGUGCUCAAAUCACGCGCGGCGCGACCCCUAUUCGAGGCCAUCGCCAAGGUCGUGCACACCACAGUUCAAGGCAAAACGUCGUCAGAGCAAGUGAUCAUUCCUUUCAGUGCUGUACAUAUCCCUGUCUCGGAAUCUCCCCUGGAUUCAUUGUGUGUUGCCAUCGCAGCCUUGCACGGUUUUGUUCAACUCAAUUGGACGGGCCCUGAUAUGCCCUUGCAUCCUAUGGAGCUCUUGCGUUAUCAUGCGCCACAACACUUUAAGCAGCGUGAUGUGCAUGAUGAGGACAAUUCUGAUGCAGCAUAUGCGCGUGUGUUGCAUGUUUCGAGCUUGGAGUAUCUUACGUGGCAAGGUGAACCUGCAUAUCAUUUGUGUCAAAGCCCUUUUUUCCUCGUCGUGGCUCUAUUGAUUUUGGAUGCGUUGCAAACUUCUUCACUAGUCACAGUGCCUUGGUGGCGCAUGCGUGCAAGAUCUGUGCACAUUCGCAUCCUAGACGAGCCUGUGGCAUGUGAAGAGGCAUUGCAGGAGGCAGUGAUGGCCAUGACGCAUGCAUUGACUCAGCGAAGUCAACAAGCUUCCACGGAUACUGAGCAGCGUGCCUGGGCUCACUUGCACGCUCGGGCCUUGUUGGAACUUGCCCUGGCAAGGCAACGAGCAGGACAAGAUCGCUUAGCAUCAGAAGGCCUCGUGGAGGCUGCCAAGGCGCACGGAUUGGAGUAUGAAUUGAGCGGUGCGCUUGGUAAGCGGACCAAGUGGCAAAAGCAAGACAAGACCCAGCUGGUUUUGCUGGCCGAGUCGCGUGAAGCUGGCGCGGAACGUGCCGAGGAAGAUGAAGCGUCGACCUCCUACAAGCAUGGCCAUGAGACGAGUUCUGAUGCGUCUGGAUGGCAAGCGUCUAUCGAUCCCAGCAAGCAAGUGGACCAUCAGCCAGCCACGUAUUCGCUGAAUGAUGACACGCUCUUGGAGCAGACUCAAUUCACUCAGACGGGUCCUGAUACCGGGCGGCGUCUCUCGCACCUCGAUCCAGGAAACCAGCCGCCCCUCGCUGUGAUAGAUCAGUGUAUUCUGCUGGCGCUCUGCCUCAACAUCCACAACACACAGCCGUCGCAUGGACUGACAUCGGAGCAAAUGUCUGCGUUUGUUGAACGAGUCAUUCAGCACCCUCUUAACUGGAGUGUCCACACGAUGAGUCUGUUGCUUCGGUCGCGUCUUGAGGCAUCGCGUACACGCACAGUUGAGCGCAGCACCCUCCAGCUACAAGCGCUGAUUGAUCAGAUGCCUACGAACGACUCGAGCGUGCGAGAGCGGCUGCGUUUCUUCCAUGCACUUGAGUUGCCGGCCAAGUGGGCGAUGCAGUCCGAGCUAGCGCAUCGGUACGUGUCGAUCGGUGUGCUGCGUAGUGCGCUGGAGACGUUUGAGCGCGUUGAAAUGUGGGAAAACGUUGUGCAGUGUCUGGGACUGCUAGGACGGCAGCAAGAAGGUAUUGAGGUGGUGCGUGACCUGCUUGAAGGACGAAAGACGGAAGCCGAAGCUCAGUUGCAGGCCAAGCGGAUCGCUACAUCGGUGAGUCGUGUGCCUCAUACCCGGUUUGCUCGCGCACGCGAAGCCAAGUUGUGGUGUCUGCUGGGAGAUUUGGAGCCCAUGCAUGCUGAGAUGCACUACCUUCGGGCUUGGGAUGUAUCAGAGCGGUCAUCGGCGCGUGCGGCUCGUUCGCUGGGUGGCUAUCACUUUGCCUUGCACGCUUAUGAGCAAGCGAGCGUCUGGCUGCGUCGUGCCGUGCGCAUCAAUGCCUUGUAUACGCGCUCCUGGUUCAUGUUGGGCUGUUGCUACAUGCGCUUGGAGCACUGGCUGGAAGCGGCCGCCGCAUUUCGCAAGUGCACGGCGCUGGAAGAAGAGGACGGUGAGAGCUGGAACAAUCUGGCGAGCUGCUACAUGCGUUUGCACCAGAGUCACGUCCGCCGGCUUGAUACCGUGCUGGAGCAGGAUGUGGACGAGGAGGAUGGCGCAGAAAGUGUGGUGUCGGGGACCGACUCGGGUGUCGAUGUCAUGUCGCAGGAGACGCACACGGAGACGACGGCGCCUGCGUUGGAGUUGCGUCUGCUCGCACAUCGAGCUCUGGGCGUGUCGCUCAAGUUUCAGUUUGAGUCGUGGCGCGUAUGGGCGAACUAUAUGAUCGUAUCGGUGGACGUGGGUAUGUUGCGUGAAGCAGCGCGCGCUUUGGCGAGGGUGGUAGAAAUUCGGACCCGCGAAAAGAGCUUCAGUGCCUCUGAUAAGGCAGUGAAUGUGCACGACAUGGUCGAUAUGGGCGUGCUCAACAAGCUGGUGGACGCUGUGAUCCGUCCCGCCAAUGUCGAAGAAGAAGCCACACAGGAAGGGGCCGGACUACGCCCCACGGUGGAGCGUCUGUUUGAGCAAACGCUGCUGCCCCGCUUCUCGACGGACGCCCCGAUUUGGCAGAGUUACGCGCGGCUCACGUUCGCGAGUGGUCACUACCGAAAGAUGCUUGAUGCGCGUGUACAGGCAUUCCAGUGUGGCCUAGGCGCUGCCGACAGGCUCGAUGUCGUGACGGCCAAGGACGUGUGGCUGCUGGCCAAGGAUGAGCUGCUCGAGCUGUGCGACGUGCUAGCCAAUCUCGCGACGCGUCCCGCCGAGCCGGGCUCGGACGAAGAAUCCAUGCCAGACUGGCGCUUCCGCGCGCGCACUCUCGUACGUGCGUUCAUGUCGCGCACGCGCGACAGCUUUGAGGACGAGCCUGCCUGGGAGGAGUUGGUAGCGUGCCUGGAGGAGUUGAAACGGUAG
Malassezia restricta is the source of this 2937-nucleotide messenger RNA. Its product is annotated as tetratricopeptide repeat-containing protein EMW1. The transcript has a single exon. Gene Ontology annotation, molecular function: protein binding. Lineage: Eukaryota; Fungi; Basidiomycota; Malasseziomycetes; Malasseziales; Malasseziaceae. The record is from RefSeq and is a predicted model, not a curated record. The coding region runs from base 1 to 2937 and encodes 978 amino acids.